GUUCGUUGCUCCACUGCACACACACGUUGCUCCAAACGCCAUGGCUUUCCCGGGAACACAGGCGAGGAAGCUCCUAGCAGGCGGCUCCGGCACGGCGAGAAAAGUCGCCAGCGCCGCCGCCCUCGGCUUCGACCUCGACGAUGCGGGGCACUUCUUCUCGGGCCUGUGGCAGCUCAUCAAGGCGAAGGCCACCGAGCUCGCGGCCUACACCGCCACCCUCCUCGCGGCGCUCGCCAGGAAGGCCGACGAGCUCCUCCCGCCGGAGACCCGCUCGGAGACGCUCCGGCGGUGGCUGCACGUCGCCGUCACGGUGCUGAUCCCGGCCGUGCUGGGCGCGCUCGCGCUUUACUGCCUCGCGCGCUGCUGCUGGCGCUGCUGCUGCAGUGCCCGCGCCGCCCGCAGGCGCACGAUGAUGGUGGCCCCCGGCCGAGGCGGCGCGCGCAUGCCGCGGGGCGUGUUCGAGGACAACCCCCGGCUCUACUUCCGCGACCUCCGCGCCGGGAAUCCCCUGGAUCAGUCGAUCCUGUACUAGCGCGCGCGGGCAUGUCCGCACGUGCAGUCGCGUGUACGCAUGCGUGCCUAUGAGUACGACAAGAGUGCUGUGUGUCCGAAAUGUCGCAGCCUUGUGUGUACGUGUAUUUGGAAUAAUUGGCAACUAGCAGACUGCAUCUCGCGCCACAUGGUAGAUAUGCUUGGUACAUACGUGACAUUUUGUGAUUCGUGUACCAUAUAUGUCCCAGAUUAUGCUGUGCCGAUCGA
Messenger RNA from Phragmites australis (common reed), 759 nucleotides. RefSeq lists its product as uncharacterized. The coding region runs from base 41 to 532 and encodes 163 amino acids. The transcript has a single exon. Lineage: Eukaryota; Viridiplantae; Streptophyta; Magnoliopsida; Poales; Poaceae. The record is from RefSeq and is a predicted model, not a curated record.